UGAUUACCUGCCCGCCCCCAACAACCACCAACGGCAACUUCAACUGCCCGUCCCACCACUACCAGUCCAUGUGUGUGCUGACGUGUGAUGACGGCUACCAGACACGGGGCGACACACAGGUCACGUGUCAGGCUGACAAAACCUGGUCCAGACACGAGCAAUGUCAAGAUGCAUUACCCCCACAAAUAAACUGUUUACCCAUAAUUGAGACCUUCGCUGGUCCAAAACGUAGCCCCACCCCCGUGACAUGGGUCACCCCGUCUGUCAGUGACAACUCCGGUGUCAGUUUGACAGUGUCAAGUGAUGUAGCGUCUGGCAGCAAGUUCUCCGUUGGACGUCACACGGUGACGUUUACAGCCACGGAUGACGCGAGGAACUGGGGAACAUGCAGGAUGGCAGUAAGCGUCAAAAUCAUCUUCUGCCCUGAGUACCUACAACCCAACGAUUCUGAUGUAUCCUGCUCUCAUGGAAACGAGUACGGGUCAGAAUGUGUAACAACAUGUCACCAAGGCUACGAGUUGGCCAACCUGGCAAGUGACAGGCAAGAGUGCCAGGAAAACCGUACCUGGAGCGACGAUGUACCAGUUUGUAUCCCAAGAUCCUGCGACCCUCCUCGACAGAUAGUGCAGGGAAAUUUUACCUGUCCCCUGGGCCACGUCUUCAGGCACGUCUGCCACCUACAGUGUAACCAUGGUUACCAAAUCACCGGACCGGCAAAUAUUACCUGUGGCAUUACGGUCCAAUGGUCACAUCCCGGAAUCUGUUUAGAUGUGAGCGCCCCCUACUUCCCCGCCGGCUGCACUGACCAUAUGAAAGUGGAGGCUGCAAGUCUAGGAGAGCCGACCUACGUCAUCUACCAGCUACCGGAAGUUCAAGACAACUCUGGGAUGGAGGUCACAGUUACAGGCUACCCUGUGUCAGGGUCCAGCUUCAGUCUGGGCACAACGGAAGUCACCGUCACGGCGACUGACCUUGAGGGAAACAGCGACAACUGCAGCUUCAGUGUUCUUGUCGAGUAUGUGUAUUGCGACCCACCAUCUAUUGACCUGUCCGGUAAGAAUUUAAUCCAGUACACCUGCCCCGACCGUCACGUGAUGGGUGCCAGCUGUGGUCUGUCUUGUCAGGACGGGAACCCGGUCUUUGGUGCCAGCUCCAUCAGGUGCCAGAGAGACACGGACGGAAAUCUUACCUGGGCGUGGUCAGGUACUACCAGACCUUACUGUGACGAUGGUAUACCAUAUUCCGGUGCGACGGUGGAGACGGAGUUUACGUACUUCACGAGUUCGUGUGACGCCAAUAACGAGGAGAUUAAACAACUUUUUCUCUCACGUCUCAACAAGAGCGGGCUGAUGAGCGAGUGUGCCGAGUCUGGCUGUAAGCUGUCUGGCAUCCGCGUCACGUGUGGCCCCGUCACUGGCAGGAACAGGGGGAGGAGAGAUGCCACACCCUACAUGUACCAGAUUACUGUGACAAUCGACCUUGGACAAUCAGGUGAGGAAACAGAGCCUUCAGAAACGUUGGACCACUACCAAAACUUGGCCAACUCACUAGACGACAAACUGUAUGCUCUAGAUAACUCUGGGCAGCUUGAGAUUCCAGAGAUAGGAGAGUUCCAGAGUUUGGCCUCUAGUGGCGUCAAGUAUGUCUGUAAUCAACCCGGUACAAAGUUCGUCUACUCAUCGGCUCUCUGCGCUGGGUGUGGUCCUGGCCACAUGUACGACAACACAACCAACAGCUGUAGAGUUUGUCCUAAAGACACAUACCAGGACCAGGACAUUUCCUUCAGCUGUACACCAUGUCCUAACAAUACAGUGACACAAUCUGAGAUGGCCACGUCAGAAGCUCUGUGUUUGGACCUCUGCAGACCUGGCCAGUUUUCCCACAAUGGAAUCCAGUUGUGUGACCCUUGCCCAGUUGGCUCCUACCAAUCCAAAUAUGGGAUGAAGUCAUGUGACCUCUGUCCAUACAGCAUGUCUACCCUUAAUAUGGGCACGAUAAACGUUGAUGAUUGUCUGUUUUUCAACACAAGACUUAGCGAGACCACCUCCCAGGCAGCAAUACAAAUAUUUGACAAAAUUCCAACAUCCUUCACCUUUAUGACCUGGGUCAACUCGGCCUCGACACUUGUGACGUCAUCGUUGACCUUCUCGCUGGGGUCAGACCAGGACAACUCUACUGCAGCAUUUUUAGCACUGGACAAAAUAGUUGUGGCCAUACAUGCCCAAGAAGACGUGGGAGGUGUAAAAGUAAUAAGAAGAUGGAACCACAUAGCCCUAAGCUACAAGUCUGGCAUUGUUUCACUCUACGUUAACGGGUAUUUUACGGAUCAACGUUCAGGUUAUCACGUGACAGAGGUAUCCCAGAAAUCUCUCACUUUUGGCAGUUCACUGGAGAGUGGUGUUAGUGCUGUGGUAGUGAGUGGCCUCCAGCUGACCACCAGCUUCUACACAGAGCUCCAGCUCCGAGAGUUUGCCACUUCCUGUCACAAGAAGGUCAAGACAAAUCUACUGGCCAGAAAACCUUGGGAGUUUCUGUCACUUUCUCCCAGCACGUGCAAUGACGUGAACGUGUGUGAGGGCGAGCCGUGUGGUAAACACGGUACUUGUAUCUCUGGUCUGGACACGCUUCAGUGCUUGUGUCACACGCCGUGGUCCGGGGAUCGGUGCCAGGUGGCUCCAGACUUUUGUGCAGACAACUUGUGUGCUAACGGCGCCACCUGUAUCAACAUGCCUGACGACAACUUGUACAGAUGUCAGUGUGCGCCUGGAUAUUUUGGCACACAGUGCAAUUCAAAACGUGAAAUUAUAGAUGGCAGCUGGGGAAACUGGGCCGAAUGGUCAGAGUGUUCAGUCACAUGCGAGUCAGGAACCAGGUCAAGGACGAGAGAAUGUGACAGUCCUGCUCCCCGAGAUGGCGGAGAGGCAUGCAGAGGUCACAGUCAAGAGUACACAAUUUGCGUCACUUCUUGUACCAAUUGUCUGUGGGGUUCAUGGUCGCCAUGGAAACAAGAAGUGACCUGUGGGAGUGGAUUUGAAAUCAGCGUCCGAAACAAAAUCAAUGCUCGAAAUGGCGGGUUGCAGUGCAGCGGUAAUGCGCAUCUCUAUCGAAUGAUUCAUUUGCCAGAUUGUCCCGUUAACGGUCAGUUCGGCCACUGGUCACCGUGGUCUGAGUGCUCAGCAUCGUGUGGUGGGGGCGUGUCCUCUAGGUCACGUGCAUGUGACAACCCUCCUCCCAAAAAUGGCGGACUGCCGUGUACUCACUCACUGGCCAGGGAGAGCCGGACGUGCAAUGAGCAGACGUGUAGAGUGUGUCCAGUACCAGAGCCAAGAACCAACUGGAAGUCCUGGAACUGUACCGACCUAGACGGCGACAUGACCAGCUGCAACCGUGUGCAAGCCUGGCAUGGCUAUCGUGGAGGACGUCGACAACAUCUUCAUCUGUGGGUUCGCCACCAACUACACCUGGUCACAGCAGACGGUGGUCAACCCGGUGGGAAUUCUGCCAGACUGUACAGACAGGAAAAUCCCCCAGUCGAUCAAGCCGCAGGUUACUGUGACCAUUGGCAUCGACUGUCACGACAGCCCAGCCCCAGUACUCUUUGAGAAGUCGCUGAGUAAUCGAAUAGGUGACUUGGAGUGUAGGAGAGAGAACAAAUGUGGUUACGUCAUCAAGUCUGAGAAAAGGUGUGGCA
Molecule: messenger RNA, 3691 nt
Organism: Physella acuta
Lineage: Eukaryota; Metazoa; Mollusca; Gastropoda; Physidae
Product: sushi, von Willebrand factor type A, EGF and pentraxin domain-containing protein 1-like
Molecular function (GO): calcium ion binding
Source: RefSeq, a predicted model, not a curated record